CCUUUACUCGACCACUUGUGUUUCUCUGCAUCUUCCAAAAUGCACAAUGUCAUUUUACCAUCCGUCUCAGUAGUUUUUCUAACACAAGCUAUGAGGGGAUCCCUAUGAAAAUCAGAUGGUAACUGAAUCAUACCAAACUUUUCAGAUCUGACAUCAAAGCUCAUUACAACCCAAACAUCUGUACCAUAAACAUAGGCUAUAUAAUAUACAACCCCCUUGAUGCACCGACCCGAAGUAUGGUAGUCAGAACAAUGCGUAGGUUUAGUUUUGACAGUUCUCCAUGAUUCUUGAGCUGGUCCCAAUGUUAAAACCCGACACACAUCAGAACUUCUUCUAAAAGGCAAGCACAUUACUUUGUGUUUACCUUCGAUGGGAUCAUAUCCUAAGAAAACUGUUAGCCGCUCCCAGCUCUUUCUAGGUUUAGGUAAAGUUAAGCACUGCCUCUUGCUAGGGUUACAAACUAUUGGCGUUGCUGAUUCUUGAAAGCAGAUCAAGCCAUGGACAGAUUCCGUAAGGGGGAAGUUAUUAUGUAAUAGGAAUUUCAAAUGAUAACGAUCAAUAGGCUGAGAAGAAGAGUAAGAUUUGUUCGAAUCCUGAAGUGAAUGAUGAUGUUGCGGAAUCGAGGAAACAAACAAAUUUUCAUAUUCAGUGAAGCAAAGCAAAAGACUCGGCCUUGGGUACCGAGUUUCGAACAAUUUGAUGAAAUAUAGAUCUGUUGUGAUUAGGGAUGUUAAUUCUGGGCUUUAGCCCACUGGGUACCCAAAACCCACGUCAAAUAGUACUAAGUCCAUGGAUCUACUUUUUAUCUUAAAAAACGCGGGUUUAAAACGGGUCGGGUAUCCGAAUCAAGAGAAUCUUAUACGGGUUUACCUUAUCGGGUUAUGGAUACCCGUGGGUUUUUGUUUUUUAAUUCAUUCUAACAAAAACGACGUAGUUUCUUCUUAGAGACACGAUCUUUCUCAGAAACCCUAAACGCCCAAAUUCGAUUCUUCUCAGAGAGACACGAUUUUUCCUCUUCACCUUCAGAUUCUUCCUCUUCACCAUAAGAUUCUUCCUCUUCACCAUCAGAUUCUUCUUCUUCACCUUCAGAUUCGAUUGAAACUUCGGAGGCACGUGCGGAGUGGUGAGCUGGAGGCUAAAAGAUUCUCUGUGACGGAAGUCGUUGUUAACGUCGUUACUUUUAUGCAUUAUAAGAGCAAAUGUUAGCUCACAGUUUUAUUAUGCAAAAAAACUUGUUCUCUGUAACUUUCUAGAAGUUUCUGGGUUGUUCUUCAUCGUUUUGCUGGAUUUCCUUCACGGAGUCUUGCAGAGCUACUCAUCCUCGGAAACAAUGGUGGCUAAGUUAAGAUCGCGUUUAUUACAAACCAAUCCGGCGGAUGCAGAAGCUUCGGAGUUAGAUCAGAGCACGGAGGAGACGAUCAACUCACGAUUGGACUUGAUUCUUAACCGGACUCAAGCUCUGGAGGUAUCUGUAGCUGAACAAAACAAAAAAAUCGAUAAAAACAUUGCCGAUAUGUUUGAAAUUGUUAAAUCGAUGAGGUCAAAUCAAGCUUCAUCUAGUGGAAAAAUUGGUGCGGAUAAGAACUAUACGGCAGUAUCGGCGACGCCGGGUUCUUUUGAUGAUAGUUCCAGUCAACCUCGUGGUUAUAAACCUGGACCACAGGCUUCUUACGCUGGAGUCACACGUAUCGGAAAAGUGGAUUUUCCCAGAUUUGAUGGGAAUCGGGCUCGUGAUUGGUUGUUUCAGGUGGAGGAGUUUUUCGAGGUUGAUCAUACACCAAAGGAUAUGAAGGUGAAGUUGGCCGCCAUUCAUUUUAAUGGAAAGGCAGCGACAUGGCACCGAUCUUUGCUUCAUACUCCAGGAACCAAAAGAGUUCUGCGGGAUUGGGAAGCUUAUAAACUGGAGUUGAUGGAUAGAUUUGAGGAUGUUUUGGAUGAUCCGAUUUCUGAGUUAAAACAACUUCAAGAGACUAAUGGUAUUGUUUAGUAUCAUGACAAAUUUGAGUUGAUAAAAAAUCGAUUAGAUCUUUCUGAAGAUUA
This is a messenger RNA of Arabidopsis lyrata subsp. lyrata, 2040 nucleotides long. RefSeq lists its product as uncharacterized. The record is from RefSeq and is a predicted model, not a curated record. Bases 1331 to 1987 code for a protein of 218 amino acids. The transcript has 3 exons. Lineage: Eukaryota; Viridiplantae; Streptophyta; Magnoliopsida; Brassicales; Brassicaceae.